AUGUUGCUUGAAUCGAAGAAGAGAACACGCGUUCCAGACGAAGAAAGUGAUAAUAAGGAAAGUGUUGAAGGUUUUGGUGGUGUUAUGAUGGAUGGCAGGAAUAAUUACAAGGAAAAGGCUGGAAAAGUAGACUUGAAGAGAAUGCGGUUAGAUUUGGACCAUGAAAACUUGAGAAUCUCGACAAGAUCCGAUGCAUCAUCAUCCUCCUCUACUGAACUUUUAAAUCCUUAUAUGAACAUCAAUUCGGUUUUGUAUCUCGCUAAUUUGACGCGAACUUCGCAUAUUGUGAAUGAAUUGCAAGAUGAUCUUGGAUGCAUGGAAAUUGACGAGAGAGUUGCUUGUGCAAAUCAUCAUGGAAGAAGACAGGAAACUUCUUCAUCCGCAAUUGAGAAUGUUGGUUCUAUGGAUCAAGGAUUGAGUCAUGACCUUCAUUAUCGGUUUCAGAAUGGUGAGUAUAUUAAUGAAGGUUCUUCAGAGGUGACCGGUUAUCAGUCCAUUAAUGCAAUUUUGAGAGAAGCUUUCUUAAGAAGGCAUCAACACGUGGAUGCUCAAGAUUAA
This is a messenger RNA of Funneliformis mosseae, 558 nucleotides long. The record is from the annotation of a GenBank genome assembly. NCBI's taxonomy places the organism in Eukaryota, Fungi, Glomeromycota, Glomeromycetes, Glomerales, Glomeraceae.